GUCAACUGUUGCAUUGGCCCACGCUACCAGGGCAACAUCGGAUCUUCUCUGACUACGCACCACGAUGUCCAAUUGAAUUGGAACAGUUGAUUAUCCCACCAUUUUAUAUCCAUGUGAAACAUUUCAUCAGCCAUGGCAGACCCCAAGAACACGGAAGAGGGUGUCUAUGUGCCACCCACCCCCACCGUCACGUAUACCAACCCCAGGAGAAUAGCACCUGAGAAAUCUAUCACCUUGCGACAUCAUCGUCUAGCUCGGGAUUCGUCAAGACGACACCCCCCACCGACCAUUCCUAAUGCCCACUCGAGUGUAGCUGAACCUGAACGUCAGACGAGUAUAGUUAGAAGGAAUUCAUCGGAUGAAAGUAACGAGACAAAAUGGAGCGAACCCAGACUGUGGUUCGAAGAAUCGAACCAGAAUGCGAAGGAUACCCUUGAGACCAGCGAAAUGGACAUCGAUCCUCCAUUCUUCCAAAAGGAAACGGACUCGUCGAACGAAGAAACCAAUAACCGGGUCCCGUCGCUUCCCGUGUACGGGCAGGGUCAGAGUCGGGGACCUUCAUUUCGACCGAGUGUCACAAAAAGUAGCAGUGCUGAUGACUACAGGAGUGUUAUUGAUGACCUAACUAUUGAGAACAAGCGUCUUCGAGAAGAGUUGAGGAAAUUUAAGCAAAUGGGUCCAAAUUCCUUACGAAAUGAUAAACUUUUCGAGGUCAAAGUACACGGCUUACCCAGCAAGAAAAAGAGGGAGCUUGAGGCUACGUUGCGAGACUUCACUACGAAGCUCGAACGCUCAAGCACUGGUGCCUCCACGAGUCGGAAACGAGCCUCGGGAAAGUCCAAGGAAGGAAACUCGUCUGGCUCGAAACACACGUCAUCUACUUCGGGCUCCAACUCGAGACCUGUUGAUUCGGCCUAUGCAUCCAUGGAGACGGGACAAAGUUCCUCUAACCCUCAGCCUGGACAAGCCAGGGCUGCCCGACUCCGAUCGAACCAAAAUAUCCAGCAAUAUCUACGAGAUAUCCCCGAAGGACUGUGGCCGAGACCCGCUAAGAUGACUGAUCACGAAAAGAAGAAGCUUGUGGUUAAACGGCUAGAGCACCUCUUUACAGGGAAAAUGGGCCACCCGAAGGACGAGCCGGUGCCGGCGUUGAUGCGUCCGCCGGCGGCUGUAACGGAAGAUGUUGAAAUGGAAGACAAUGGUGCUAAACUCCGUACUGUUCAAGAGGCAGCGCGAGAAGCUAUAAUCCGAACGGGAGAUUCGCGCAAAAAGACAAGUCACUCAAGCACGGGCGCUUCAGCCUCAAACACACGUACUCAGUCACAGUCUCAAUCCAACGCCGACCAAUCUAAUUCCCGUGAUAACGAUAAGGAUAGUGGAAGUGGAAGCGGGAGAAGUGCCAAAGAGGGCAAGAACACGUCACCGCAAGACAGCGAUGAGCCAUUUGAGCAGCGGCCCACCCGUCCACGUGAUCUGGACCCUGAUCGAAAGCAGGUCCCUGCCGACAACAUGGAGUACAUACGUCAUUUAGGCAUCGUUGCACCUGAGUCUGAGCCCUACUAUUCAUCCAGAGAUGUGUCGCCAGACGCAGAAGGGUGGGUUUAUCUUAAUCUCCUGGGCAACUUAGCGCAACUCCACAUACUUAAUGUUACGCCCGACUUCAUCCGAAGCGCCGUCUCGGAGAAGAGCACGAAGUUUCAAUUGUCUCCAGACGGUCGAAAGAUUCGAUGGCGCGGCGGUGACGAAGGCACCAGAUUUACUAGCGACAGUGGUAGCAAGUCUCAAACCUCUCGUUCAGGCGACGAUUCCGAAGAUGGAUCAAACGAGCAAAAUCAGCGAAAGAAACCAAAGGGGUCCAAAUUCAACUUGGGUGUUCAGAAUUCUAACUCUUCUCAAGACUUCCACUACAAGCCUCUCUUUGUGCAUCACCCGACUUCCCUGCCAGAUGGACAGUUGUCCAGUGUGGAUGAGAGUUAUUCGUCACUGGGGCAAUCCGAAGAUAGCAACGGCGGGAUGCGUUCGCGGUGGGCCCAGAGCGGUGUUUCGCCCGAACAGUCGCAGCAACGCAAGCGACGACGGGAUGGUGCCAUCAUUUACUACAGCGGGGCACCUUUCUGUACGGAUCUCUCUGGUGACUACGGUGAGGGUGAGGUAUCCGCUGACACAUACGAUAUGACGUCAUCGGAUGAUCAGCAGGGGCGGCUCAGGAGGGAGACGGACCCUGUGCAACUCCACCUUGUCCACCGCCCCUACGUCAAUCGAUCCCCUUCGGGAUCUUUUAUUCAAAUAAAACCACUCAGCGAGCCCAUGUUAUGCUCGAUUACCGAUCAUGCAGAGUCAAUGUCAAGUGAGGACGACAGUGGCAUUGAAGCCGACUUCUCUUGGUCAGACUCUGAUCAGCAAUCGCGAUUAACUAAUCUUGAAGCGAGCGGCCUUGGCGGUACAUAUCCAGACGAUCACUUUGUUGUCGUCGUGUCUACUAGACGUCCCAAAAAUGUCACAUUCUACGACGACGACGAUGAUGGCGACGAUGAUGGCGAUGCCAGCUCUGACGAAGACCGUGAGUCGCUUAAGCAGCGGCAGCCCGUCAAACGUAUGAGCCAUGAUACCACUACUUCACGAGAAACCGCCGAUUCGAUUGCUAGUAGGAUGGCCACGAUAUCAACCACAUCUCCCAUGGCAAAGAACAACUCUGCUCGCAGAGUCGUAAAAAUCAAAAUUGAGUAUGUCGCUAGCGAGACGCGCCGCUUACCACCCGUGCCUCUGCCACCACCAACCUUCUUUUUCCGCUCGGGUGACUCCGAGGAUACUGAAGAAUACGGUCCAAGUUUGGAUGACGAUGUCUCCGUCUCCUCAGAAAGGAGCGUCUUGAGCAAACGACCCAUGCUUGAAGGCAGCCCAGGCUCUGACAAUCGUGAUCUCUCCGGGAAUGAUGAAGAAGACGACUUCUCUGAUAGUAGUCCUAGCCUUAACUUUGAAAAAAAGAAGCCUUCCAAACGACCGAGUAGGAUGUCUGGAACAGGAAGCGGAGGUGUGCCUUUGUUGUCGAAAGUACACACUGGGAGUUCAGCGGCUACUGCAGGUGGUGCAGGCAGCGGCUACUACAGCUCCAUGGAAGACGCCUAGUCACGCAUUUUUUAUUUUACUAUUUCCCCCCUUUUCUGCAAUAUUCGCGAGUGCUACUUUUUGGGGGCGACAUCUCGUCAAUCUUUAUGUUUGAGUGGUUUAUAGUAAGACUGGUAUUCGGAGUAUAGCGAAGCGAAUUUGGUUUUGUCACAUUGGAAAGAAAGGCGCCUACGGGAUUCUGAAUGGAAAAUCUUUUUUUUCGGUGAUACCAUCAAUUGCACGCUGGAAAGAAAACUUGGGAAAUCUGGGUGGAAUGGGUAAUCUUGAAUCAUAUGACCUGUCGGUAGACUUCCAUGAACAAUAUUUAAUUCGAUCCUACCAAAAAUGAGCGUCCAUUAAUGAGAAUACAAUCAACUGUCUAUCUGAUGC
This is a messenger RNA of Xylaria bambusicola, 3495 nucleotides long. Its product is annotated as frequency clock protein. Gene Ontology annotation, cellular component: cytoplasm; nucleus. The record is from RefSeq and is a predicted model, not a curated record. Gene Ontology annotation, biological process: regulation of DNA-templated transcription; circadian rhythm. Lineage: Eukaryota; Fungi; Ascomycota; Sordariomycetes; Xylariales; Xylariaceae. The coding region runs from base 133 to 3126 and encodes 997 amino acids. The transcript has a single exon.